Colletotrichum navitas is the source of this 846-nucleotide messenger RNA. RefSeq lists its product as uncharacterized. NCBI's taxonomy places the organism in Eukaryota, Fungi, Ascomycota, Sordariomycetes, Glomerellales, Glomerellaceae. The record is from RefSeq and is a predicted model, not a curated record. The transcript has a single exon. The coding region runs from base 181 to 669 and encodes 162 amino acids.
GAGCCUCGACCCCUCUAUCGACAAAGGUCGGAUGUUCUAGCGUCGCCCAAACUAUAUUGGGCGUGUCAAUGACUCGACCACAUCCUAGUCCAACUGGGAGCUAAAUGAUUUUCUCAUCAUAAAACAGCUUGAAAAAUUCGUCACGCCCCCAACGAGCUCGGGCCCGAGCAUCGCUAGUUUAUGACGCUGCUCUGCGCGAUCGAGGGACCAACGCAUGACGAAAACAUUUGUGCCUCGAGGGCCGGCAGACGCCAGACGCUGGCGCGUGCGCGGCCAAUUACAUGGGGAGGCUGCUGCGUUCCUGAGAACGAGAACACAAUGAUCUUGUGGUCGGUCUACUUGCGCCGUGAGACCUGCUGUGUUACUGGAGAGACAUCUUGUAAUGUGGCGGCCGCGAUAGACCUAGACAAGUCUCAUUCGACAUGGCUCAAAAGACCAUCCGGCAAAAAGACCAAGGGGUUCGCGUCGCGUCGUGUGGGAGGUAUGUUGUCCGAUGAGAAACUACCACGGAGAAGAGAGGUCCAUUUCCAUGGAGGGUGUUGGCCCGGGCAUCGAAGACAAAACAAAACACCCGGCGCACUCGCGCGGGGGAGAUGUGCAACAGACACCAUCUGUCCCUGGUCACGUAUCAAGAUAGAUCAGCGCAACGAGCACCGAGCACCGAGCUGAAGACAACAUCCAUCACCGCCAGUACCGGGCGGGUCAGUCAGGCCACGCUCGACGAAGAGAGAGCGGUGGACGGACGGACGUUGACAGUGGGAGGAUGGCGAUCGUUUCGAUAACAAGUUCCGGGGUACGAAGGAGCAAAGCCGCAAGCAAGAGCAUCAGUCAGCAUUACUGUUAGCA